AUGCGGCCAGUCUUCCCCGGCCUCCCGGGCUCUUAUUCUUUAGUGGGCCAUGGGAACCCACAGGGAAAAACACUCCCAGCCCUCGAACAUUCCUUACGGCCACAGAACGCCCUGAGCUCCUCCGACCAAGCCCCGCCUACGGAAGCGAUUAUCACCCACCAGUGUCUAGCGGGGCUGGGGCCGGGAAGCCCCGGCCUUCCCACCCUGGCCUUUGAUCUUUCCUCUCCUGUACCUUUCCGCCCCGCCCUCGGCCAUGGGAACUGUAUAAUAGUGGAGGGGUCCCCGACCAGCUGGCAGCAUGAUCUCCUCGUCUGUACCACGAUGGCAACAGCAGCGCCCAACCAGCUCCAAUUUGGGGAAAGCCCUCAGUACCCAGCUUACCUGUCCAGCUUUUCCGGCAGUGCUUACCUGAGUCCUGCGAGUCCAGGGUGCACCCCCUGCCAGCCGCUCCUCGCGGGCUCGGGCCCAGACCUUCGACCCUCGGCGGCCUCAGCCUACGAGGGCUACCCCGGGUCUGGGUCGGAGCCAGGGUCGACUACACUGCUUCCAGUCAGUCUGGCGCCUCCAGUGCCACAACUCAAAGGCCAGCCAGCUCCGUCCGGCUCAGGGUCGGGGUCGCAGCGCAGGAAGAGAACGUCUUUCAGCCCCGAGCAGCUGCAGCUGCUGGAACUGGUGUUUCGCCGGACCAUGUACCCGGACAUCACCUUGCGGGAACGCCUGGCUACCCUCACUAGGCUCCCGGAGUCCAGGAUCCAGGUGAUGAUGCGCCCAGCGGAGCAGGGGUGGGGUGGGUGGGACGGGGCGGGGCGGGGCGGGGCCGGUGGAGAGGAGAGCGGAGAAGCAGCCGCCGCCUUUGCCUCGACACCUCGCGUGGUCUGGUUCCAGAACAGACGCGCCAAAUCCCGUCGGCAGAGAGGAAAGUCCUAUAAUCCCUCAGCAGGACCAGAGCUUUUCCUCAAUCAUUCUCCUCUUGGAACUGAAGGGGAACAUUUGGUUCCCCUGCUGCCUCUUGAGGUAGAUGUGAACUGCUUGCCUGAUCCAAACAGGGGUGGAGUUGGGCUCUCUGGCCCCCAUAGCCAAGGACAGAAUUUUGAAACCUUUUCACCUAUAUCUGAAGACACUGGUUCAAAACUAGACUUGUGGGAAGAACGUGUCUUAUCUACAUUCAGCAAUUCUUGA
Messenger RNA from Monodelphis domestica (gray short-tailed opossum), 1179 nucleotides. The record is from RefSeq and is a predicted model, not a curated record. Lineage: Eukaryota; Metazoa; Chordata; Mammalia; Didelphimorphia; Didelphidae.